UGUAUGGAUACCCUGGUACAGUUUGGUGGUUUCCUCUCGUCUCAUUUAAGUCCUGAUGAGUACUCUAAGAGAGUCCCUUCACUAGAUACCCUGAUACAGGAGUACAGGAUGACGGGGGACGUAGCGUUCUUCCUUUAUAGACCAAAGAUAUUCUCAAGCAUUGGAGUUAAGUUUGCCGAGUUAGAGAAAUCCUUUAAAAAUGUCACAAACGAAACCAAAAAAUCAAUAAUGAAUAGACAGGAGAAACACUUCAUUACAUCGUGUGAGGAAGUCUUUGGUCCAAUUAUAGAAUCAGUCAGACCACUUCAACCGAGCAAAGUCUGGGAAGACAUUAAUUGUUCGUUCUAUGUUGCUUUCUGGUCCCUGUCCUUAUAUGAUCUUCAUGUUCCCAAGGAGCGGUACAAUGAUGAGAUUAACAAAGCUAAAGACGUUAUACAAACACUGGAGAACAAUCAAGAAAUGCCGGCCAGUAAGAAGAAGAAGGAGCAGGAGCGGUCCCAGGCUCUCAUUGAUAAACUGAUGGAAGAGAAGAAGAGACAAGAGGACAACCAUCAGCUGAUCAUCAGCUACUUGAGGAACCAAAAGGACUCUUUUAUCAAUCCACGUGUUCUUAAAAGUCGUACAUUGAAUCGCUUGUUGCAGCUGUGUAUAUUCCCCAGGUGUCGGUUCACUACUCUUGAUGCAAUAUAUUGUGCCAAAUUCAUACAAACACUUCACAUUCUGGAGACACCUAACUUCUCUACAAUACUACUACUGGAUAAAGUGAGUUAACACUGAGUUAACGCA
This is a messenger RNA of Amphimedon queenslandica, 786 nucleotides long. Its product is annotated as THO complex subunit 2-like. Gene Ontology annotation, biological process: mRNA processing; mRNA export from nucleus. The annotation marks the transcript as partial. Gene Ontology annotation, cellular component: THO complex part of transcription export complex. The transcript is spliced from 6 exons. Gene Ontology annotation, molecular function: mRNA binding. Lineage: Eukaryota; Metazoa; Porifera; Demospongiae; Haplosclerida; Niphatidae. The record is from RefSeq and is a predicted model, not a curated record.